CGGACAGACAUGUUGGAGCAUUAACAUUUGAUCUCGAUCCACCAUUUGCACCUUGAAUUCCCAAUAAUUAACCACUUGAAUGAAUUUAUUGACUUUACCAAUCAGGCAACUGAAUGGGAAUGGAAUCCAGAGGAUGCCUCCGAGGUGCCGCCUAGCAGGAUCUAGCCGCAUCGUGCUAAACCGACCCUCCACCUGAUAUCUCCAGGGUAAGAAUAAGGAACAGCCGCCCCAGCUCGAUCAUCAUACAUUUCACAUUCCACAGGGAGACGGCAGUUACUCCAGAUCUAAAGACCCAAGAUCCAACCAAGAUUGCAGUCGCCAUGGCGCUCAAGUACAUACCAAAUGACCUCCCGCUACAGUCGCUAAAUCAUGACCCUCUGCAGCUAAUGAAGUCGUCCCUGGAGCACAUUCUCAAGACGACUCCUCCCCUGCCCGCUUACCCUGAUCCGGCGCAACUUGGUGGCUUCAUACGAGGCCCAACCAGCAUUGCCUUUCUCUUCUUCCGACUCGCCACACUCUACCCUGAUGUCCAAGUUGCAGAUCACACCCUCUUGCACUGGGCGGAGCAAUACCUCAGCGCUGACCGUGGAGAGCUUGCACUCACCACCAGAGUCGGGAUAAGCUGCGAGAAGCUGGCCUACGAAGCACUCAAAGCCUGUAUCAGCAAAGACAUCAAUCAUGUCAAGGAUUUCUUGUCCAACAUGCCCAUCAUCGUCGGACCUUAUGCAGAUUCAGAAAAGGAUCCAUUCGAGUCGGAAAUAUGGCAGGGAAGAGCUGGCACGCUCUACUUCUCAAGGCUGAUACGCCACCACGUCCCAGACAGCGCCGCUCUUCUCGAGGAUCCAAUCGCUCAGGUCUCCCAAAAGAUUCUAGCAGACAGCUUGGACCAAGAUGAAGGGGGGUGGACUUUCCACAAGCACAAGUACAUCGGUGCUGGUCACGGCGAUAUAGGAAUCAUUACGCAGCUAGUUCUCACCACUCCUGCUCUUGCGCCAAAGCUUGCCCCCAAGCUUCGAGCUUUGCUAAAUCUGCAAAAAGAUGGAAACUGGCCUAUCGCCAAGGAGAUUGACGAAACCCGCCACCCAAGCCUCAUGCAGUGGUGUCAUGGAGCCCCUGGCUUUAUCUUCUCUCUUCGUGCUAUCCGGCCACACUUUCCCGAGCUUCAUGAUGAAAUCGAUGCCGCAAUAAGCAAGGGACAAGAAGCCAUUUGGGAGCUGGGAUUGCUCAGAAAGGAGCCGAGUCUCUGUCACGGCAUUCUUGGAAACGCUCUUAACCUACCUCGUGGGCCACGUAGAGAACACUUUCUCUCUCUUGCGACAGUCGAGGCCAUGGACAAGGCCAAGAGUGCUGAUCCCGAAUUGUUCUUGCCUGCUGAUUAUGGAUACGAUAUGUCGCUGUUCUUCAAGUAUCACUCUGGUGCAGCUUGGACCUGGGCUGUUUGUGAGUGGGAGAAUCCGCCAAUGCCUGUGUACACAGAUGUUUGAUGAUUGGAAAGAAGUCAAGUUUGUUGUUGGAUGUGUUAAUCGAUACUGUACAUGGGCCUGCUUGAGUAUUCGGGUUCGCAUCAAGGGGCUGAGGCCGCCGGGUGAUAGUCUAAUGGAAGCGAUGGCGUAUAAAGCGCCGAUAUGAAUCAUAUAACACAGUUUGAAUUCAUUAUUUAUAUCUUUUCCACCAACAUGUUUCAAGAUUUGGUUAAGUCAUCGGGUCAUGAGGCUGAAUUGUUUGCUGGCUGUGGAUCUGUAUAUGGAGGUGGAAUGAGAACAAAUCUGCAUCCUUGGACGAGAAUGGGCAUGCGGCCGGUUUUAUUCUCAGCCACAUAAUUGCCCAACUCCCUCGACUUUUACAUGAAUCUGGCUACUUUAUACAUACAUGUGAUAUUCCCCUCAAAGGUUAUUGCAGUGUUACUUUCCCCCACAUAUGAGGCGCAGGUUAUGUGGCUAUGUUGGAGUUUAUCUAGUC
This is a messenger RNA of Trichoderma harzianum CBS 226.95, 1959 nucleotides long. RefSeq lists its product as hypothetical. NCBI's taxonomy places the organism in Eukaryota, Fungi, Ascomycota, Sordariomycetes, Hypocreales, Hypocreaceae. The transcript is spliced from 2 exons. Gene Ontology annotation, biological process: peptide modification; carbohydrate metabolic process. Bases 321 to 1484 code for a protein of 387 amino acids. Gene Ontology annotation, cellular component: plasma membrane. The record is from RefSeq and is a predicted model, not a curated record.